AGUGUCGGUGGGUGUCAGUGCCGGAAGGAAUUUUGAAGCGGGAAUAGUGCAUAUAUCGGUGUGAGGGGUGGGGUGAAGCGAGGCGCGGCGUGGCUGCGCGGGCGAUGCGUGAGAAACUCGCGGCGCUGCUGCGUAGCGCGGUGCGUGCGCCGCCGGCCAGCGCGGACAAGCUGCGCGCAGGCGCCAUUGAUCCCGUCAUCGUCUUCCCAGAUGAAGGGAGCGUACACGAAAGCGGACUGGUAUGGCGCGGGUGUUCCGCCGGCUUCGACGCCGAAGACGGCGCGACAGGAGCGCUCACCGACGGUAACUCCAAUCCAGGAGACAAGUUGGAGGGGUCGGACUCAGCUCAGGACGACCCUGUUCACCUCAAGAGACGGGUGGGACUCUUCAGUGGGGUGGCUCUAAUUGUCGGCACCAUGAUAGGAUCUGGAAUAUUCGUCUCGCCCUCUGGGCUGCUGGAGCGCACUGGUUCGGUGGGCAUCAGCUUCAUCAUUUGGAUGGCGUGUGGCCUACUCUCAUUGCUGGGAGCGCUCGCGUACGCGGAGCUGGGAACUAUGAACACGUCGUCGGGUGCCGAGUAUGCGUACUUCAUGGACGCCUUCGGAGGACCACCCGCGUUUCUAUUUUCCUGGGUGUCAACUCUGGUGCUGAAACCGUCGCAAAUGGCAAUCAUCUGCCUGAGCUUCGCCAAGUACGCAGUGGAGCCGUUCGUGAGUGAAUGUGAACCGCCCGAUGCGCUUGUCAAACUGGUAGCGGUCAUUUCAAUAGUGAUGAUAUUAGCGGUGAACUGCUACAGCGUGAACCUGGCCACAAACGUCCAGAACAUCUUCACCGCCGCGAAGUUAGUCGCAAUCGCCAUCAUCGUCAGCGGCGGCGCUUACAAACUGAUACUAGGUAAUACGCGACAUUUACAGGAGCCCAACUUCUCGACUAGCACCGCCACCUUCGGCAACAUUGCCACGGCCUUCUACACCGGCCUGUGGGCCUACGACGGUUGGAACAAUCUCAACUAUGUCACUGAAGAAAUUAUGAACCCAUCCAAAAAUCUCCCAUUGAGCAUUAUAAUUGGCAUCCCACUGGUGACUCUGUGCUACGCGCUAGUGAACGUGUCGUACCUGACUGUGAUGUCGGUGAGCGAGAUGGUGGACAGCGAGGCGGUGGCGGUCACCUUCGGGAACCGCUUGCUGGGGCCUAUGGCGUGGCUCAUGCCGCUGGCCGUCACCAUCUCGACAUUUGGCUCCGCGAAUGGCACUCUGUUCGUGGCUGGAAGGUUGUGUUUCGCCGCGUCCAGGGAGGGCCACUUGUUGGAUAUCCUGUCCUACGUCCACGUGCGCCGCUUCACACCAGCUCCGGGUCUUAUUUUCCAUUCCCUGAUCGCUGUUGCUAUGGUGUUGUACGGAACUAUAGACUCACUGAUAGAUUUCUUCUCGUUCACGGCUUGGAUAUUCUACGGCGGCGCCAUGCUGGCGUUGAUCGUCAUGAGACACACCAAGCCCCAUGCACCAAGACCCUAUAAGGUGCCCAUUAUAAUACCGUACAUCGUACUUCUGGUGUCAACGUAUUUGGUAAUAGCUCCGAUAAUCCAGACGCCUCAAUGGGAAUACCUGUACGCUACUGGUUUCAUAUUCGGAGGCAUGUUGGUUUACCUACCCUUCGUGAAAUGGGGUUAUUCUCUGCCGUUCAUGGAUAAAAUUACCGUUUUCUUGCAAAUGCUAUUGGAAGUGGUGCCAACGUCGACGACAUUUGAAUAUUAAACUAGUCUACGCUGGACUAUAAAUAAAGCAUUUUGUGAAAGUUGUGUUAUAUUACGUAAUCUUAUUUUGCAGAUGUAACAAUAGGACUGCCGGCGAAUUUAGUGUACCUACUUAAACAUAUUUUAGCAA
Messenger RNA from Cydia amplana, 1883 nucleotides. It is a transcript of the gene sbm, whose product is annotated as b(0,+)-type amino acid transporter 1. Gene Ontology annotation, cellular component: membrane. Gene Ontology annotation, molecular function: L-amino acid transmembrane transporter activity. Gene Ontology annotation, biological process: amino acid transmembrane transport. The coding region runs from base 105 to 1754 and encodes 549 amino acids. The transcript has 13 exons. Lineage: Eukaryota; Metazoa; Arthropoda; Insecta; Lepidoptera; Tortricidae. The record is from RefSeq and is a predicted model, not a curated record.